GUGAUACACGGUGGCUAACCCAGUUCCAGGUAAGUAGCCACUCGAGAGUUGUGACUGAAGCUGAUCGUGAACCAAAUGCCCCUCAGUUUUGGCUAUGCUUCUGCCUGUUUUGACUGAAGUAACAAACAACCUGGCAGCUAGGGUUUCCACUCGCAGUAAGCAGCCUCCGAAUCUUCGUUCACCUCUUCUGGUUCUUGUCCACUCUAGUCCUGGCUUCUUCAAAGACGUUUGUCGCUGCUUUCGCUCUAUCGUAUAUAUUGUCACGCCUAACCGCCUCCAGCGUACAUACUCUCACGCCUAACAGCCUCCCAGUUGUCCAGACGUGCCAUCAGAUACUUCUCAUCUGUAAAUAGCUGCCGUCUAAGGUUCUUAGGCUUUCGAUAUUCGUUUCUGUAGCCUUCUUUUCCUCUCGGCUCCAUUAGGGUUAGUAGCAGCAGCAGCAGCAGCAGCAUGGCUCACUUUGCGGACCCAUGGGUCAGAGACUUCUCGGAUGCUUCCAGGAUGGCGGAUGACGUGGCAGGACUCAUUCAGGAAAGAAACGACGCGAUAAAAUCCAAAGGGGACCCAUCGCGUCUAGUCGCUGCAGCUCGGCGGAAGAUUGCGAUGCUUAUGGCGAAAUCGGACCGGCUAGAAACGGGGCUUCGAGCCGCAGCAGAGAAGUCGCAACUCAACGCCACGGAGGUAAGGCGACGGGAAGACCUCCUUCUCGCUCUUCGGUUCAAGGCGAAGGAGAUGGCAGCCGUGCUCACCUCCGCGCAAUCCGCCGCUAACAGGUCCGCCCUGCUUGGCCGAGACGGGCGGCCGUUGGUGGCGGUGGAGACGGAGAGAACAGCCUCACGGGAUAACAGGGGUCUCGUGGCUCUGCAGCAAGAGAUCAUACAAGAGCAAGACUCUGAGCUGGAGGAGCUGGAGUCGACGGUGGCAACCACCAAGCACAUCGCUCUGACCAUCAAUGGGGAGCUGGAUUUACACCGACAUUUGCUGGAUGAUUUGGAUGACAACCUCCAGUCAACAAAUGCUCGUGUGCAGUUGGCCAAGAAGAAGAUGUCCAUAUUCAUGCGCCGAUCAGACAACACAUGCAACAUGCUCCUUGUCAUGAUGCUUGCGGCUGGGCUUGUCUUCGUCGCUCUUGUAAUGUACUCCAUCCUCAAGAUUGUUCUGUGACAUGAGACUUGUCAAGGAUUUCGGGGUUUACUAACUAUUUUAUGCCGAGCUACCAUUGUACAGUGAAGGGGCUUUUCAUGUAAAAAACCAUUUUAGUAGCAUCUAUAAUUGAGAUAU
Molecule: messenger RNA, 1281 nt
Organism: Closterium sp. NIES-67
Lineage: Eukaryota; Viridiplantae; Streptophyta; Zygnematophyceae; Desmidiales; Closteriaceae
Source: the annotation of a GenBank genome assembly